CGGUUAACUACUCGCACUUGCCCACCGGCCACCGCCUUCCUCGCCCCGCCCAUCCCCCCACUCCUCUCCCCGUCCAACGCCACCAGCCGCGCACCCAUGGCGAACCCCGGCGGCGGCCUGCGCCCCCGCCACCUCCUCAUCUUCGUCGCCGCCACAGUGCUCUGUGCCGUCUCCUCCCCCGCCGGCGCCUUCUACCUCCCCGGUGUGGCCCCCCGCGACAUCCCGAAGGAUGAUGAGCUUCAGGUGAAAGUCAACAAACUGUCAUCUAUAAAGACACAGCUUCCAUAUGACUACUAUUUCCUGGACUAUUGCAAACCUGAGGCGAUUAAGAACAGUGCUGAGAACUUGGGUGAAGUCCUUCGUGGGGACCGCAUCGAAAAUUCUGUCUAUAAUUUCAAGAUGAGGAGGGAUGAGAGUUGCAAGAUUGUUUGUCGAAAGAAGCUUUCUCAAGAAGCUGCGAAGAAUUUCAAAGAAAAAAUUGAUGAUGAAUACCGAGUUAACAUGAUUCUGGAUAAUCUCCCAGUUGUGGUACCUAGACAGACACGGGAAGGAAGCCAAACACCAAGCUUUGAGCAUGGUUACCGAGUUGGUUAUAAGCUCAAGGAUGACAAGUAUUAUAUCAACAACCACUUGAGUUUUAAAGUCUUGUACCAUGAAGACCAAACUUCUCCCGAUGCUCGCAUUGUUGGCUUCCAUGUGAUUCCCAGCAGCAUCAAGCAUGAAUAUGGUGCCUGGGAUGACACUAAUCCCACAGCGCAAACUUGCAAUGCUAACAUUAAGAUUACACCUGGUAGUCACACUCCUCAAGAGGUGGCCCCUGAUGCAUAUGUAGUAUUCUCUUACGAUGUUACCUUUGAGGCUAGUGAGAUCAUAUGGGCAUCUCGCUGGGAUGUCUACCUUCUUUCUAGCGAUAGCCAAAUCCAUUGGUUCUCAAUUGUUAAUUCAUUGAUGAUUGUCCUAUUCCUUUCUGGUAUGGUAGCCAUGAUCAUGAUGAGAACCCUUUACAAGGACAUAGCAAACUACAAUCAGCUUGACAAUCAGGAUGAGGCCCAGGAAGAAACUGGAUGGAAGUUAGUGCAUGGUGAUGUAUUCCGGCCUCCUGUCCAUUCAGGCCUCCUUUGUGUUUACGUUGGCACCGGCGUGCAGUUCUUUGGGAUGACACUAGUAACCAUGAUGUUUGCGCUACUUGGAUUCUUAUCACCUGCAAACCGUGGAGGACUCAUGACUGCUAUGGUCCUUUUGUGGGUGUUCAUGGGUGUACUGGCAGGAUACACCUCAUCUCGCCUGUACAAGAUGUUCAAAGGCACUGAGUGGAAGAAGAUCACCCUCAAAACUGCCUUCAUGUUUCCUGGUAUUAUCUUUGCAGUCUUCUUCUUUUUGAAUGCCCUCAUCUGGGGUGAGAAAUCAUCUGGUGCUGUUCCUUUCGGAACAAUGUUUGCUUUGUUCCUCCUCUGGUUCGGCAUCUCUGUGCCACUGGUCUUUGUUGGAAGUUUCUUGGGAUUCAAGCAGCCAGCCAUUGAGGACCCAGUGAAGACGAACAAGAUUCCCAGGCAAAUUCCCGAGCAAGCAUGGUACCUGCAGCCAGCUUUUGCUAUACUUGCUGGUGGCAUAUUGCCAUUUGGGGCUGUCUUUAUUGAGCUCUUCUUCAUCCUGACAUCCAUCUGGCUGAACCAGUUCUAUUACAUCUUUGGCUUCCUCUUCAUAGUCUUCAUCAUCCUCAUUGUGACCUGUGCUGAGAUCACGAUUGUGCUAUGCUACUUCCAACUAUGCAGCGAGGAUUACCACUGGUGGUGGAGGGCAUACCUGACUGCGGGCUCAUCAGCGCUGUAUCUGUUUGCUUAUGCUAUCUUCUACUUCUUCAACAAGUUGGAGAUCACAAAGCUUGUCUCAGGCAUCCUGUACUUUGGUUACAUGCUGAUCAUCUCUUAUGCCUUCUUCGUGCUGACUGGUACCAUUGGCUUCUAUGCCUGCUUCUGGUUCGUGAGGAAGAUCUAUGCUUCUGUGAAGAUUGACUGAUAGAACCACUCUCUAGAGAAACUUAGGAGCACCUUGUUUCCAAGGUAUUGUUGCAACAUCGUGCAUGCUGCUGCUCGGCUGACAUAUAAAGGAAACUGGGAUUUGAGAUGGGAUUCCAUGGUUUUGGUAGAAUAUGUGUAGUCUAUUAGGAGUAAGAACUGCGCUGGAAAUUAAAGUGAGAUCUUGAUACGUGAUGAUCAACAUGGAUUUUGUACCUUCAAAGAUAUUGAGUGCGUCUUGUAAUAUGCCUUAUCGUGAUUUUCUUUGCCUGUUCCACCUCACCUCGUGUGUUUGGUAUUGUGCUCUGAAUAGGUCGGCAUGCUUUCCCA
Molecule: messenger RNA, 2345 nt
Organism: Panicum hallii
Lineage: Eukaryota; Viridiplantae; Streptophyta; Magnoliopsida; Poales; Poaceae
Product: transmembrane 9 superfamily member 7-like
Exons: 7
Coding region: 97-2016 (639 amino acids)
Biological process (GO): protein localization to membrane
Cellular component (GO): membrane
Source: RefSeq, a predicted model, not a curated record